Menidia menidia (Atlantic silverside) is the source of this 927-nucleotide messenger RNA. NCBI's taxonomy places the organism in Eukaryota, Metazoa, Chordata, Actinopteri, Atheriniformes, Atherinopsidae. The record is from the annotation of a GenBank genome assembly.
AUGUUGCAGCGCACCCAGGACCCGGAUGAGAACGUGGCUCUGGAGGCCUGCGAGUUCUGGCUGACUUUAGCUGAACAGCCCAUCUGUAAGGAGGCCCUUUCCGGCCACCUGGUCCAAUUAAUUCCUAUUCUCGUAAAUGGGAUGAAAUACUCUGAGAUAGACAUUAUCCUCCUGAAGGGAGAUGUUGAGGAGGACGAGGCGAUUCCGGACAGUGAGCAGGACAUCAAACCCCGCUUCCACAAGUCUCGCACCGUCACCCUGCAGCAUGAGGGGGGGGAGGGGGAGGAAGGGGAGGACAUCGACGAAGACGAGGAUGAUGAUGACGACACUCUGUCCGACUGGAACCUGCGAAAGUGUUCGGCUGCUGCUCUGGACGUUCUGGCCAACGUGUUUCGUGAGGAGCUGCUGCCCCACCUUCUGCCCUUGCUUAAGGGCCUACUUUUCCAUCCCGACUGGGUCAUCAAAGAGUCGGGCAUCUUAGUACUGGGGGCGAUCGCUGAGGGCUGCAUGCAGGGCAUGGUCCCCUACCUGCCCGAGCUCAUCCCCCACCUCAUCCAGUGCCUGUGCGACAAGAAGGCCCUGGUCCGCUCCAUCGCCUGCUGGACGCUGAGCCGCUAUGCCCACUGGGUGGUCAGUCAGCCUCCGGACGCCCACCUGAAGCCGCUCAUGACCGAGCUGCUCAAACGCAUCCUGGACGGAAACAAGAGGGUGCAGGAGGCGGCCUGCAGCGCGUUCGCCACGCUGGAGGAGGAGGCGUGCACGGAGCUGGGCACCAGCUCCGUGCAGGCCUCCUCCUCCAGCGUGGCGAACGCGCUGCAGGCCGCCUCCUGCACCCUCUUGUUUCCGUCCAGGAUGCGUUUGAGCAGCUCGGUCAUGAGCGGCUUCAGGUGGGCGUCCGGAGGCUGGCUGACCACCCAGUGGGCAUAG